Messenger RNA from Anoplopoma fimbria (sablefish), 6472 nucleotides. Its product is annotated as protein MTSS 1-like. Gene Ontology annotation, biological process: adherens junction maintenance; plasma membrane organization; positive regulation of actin filament bundle assembly. The transcript has 17 exons. Gene Ontology annotation, cellular component: cytoplasmic side of plasma membrane; actin cytoskeleton. Bases 345 to 3002 code for a protein of 885 amino acids. The record is from RefSeq and is a predicted model, not a curated record. Gene Ontology annotation, molecular function: phospholipid binding; actin binding. Lineage: Eukaryota; Metazoa; Chordata; Actinopteri; Perciformes; Anoplopomatidae.
GAGUUCAGCCAGGAAACCCGUGAGUGUCGGCAUUUACCUGUCAAGAUAGGGAAUCACAUCACAAGCCUUGCUUUGGGAAUAUUUCCAGUUUCGACUAAGCAAACUGCAAAAAAAAAGCGUAUCUUCCCGGUCCAGCCAUGGGUGUGAGCGGGGUUUAAAUGUCUCUAUCGUCCCAGCAGCGUCUUUUGACUUGAACUAAAAGUUGUUGUUCAUCCGGGGACAACAGCGUCUUUGCACACCAGUCUGUCCGUUUUUGUUGGUGUUUUCUGGGAGGACGUGUUUGGUAUUCCUGCACUGGAAGCGGCUCACCGAGUCGGGACUGACCGGCGGAGUUGGUCCUGAAAAUGGAGGCUGUUAUCGAGAAGGAAUGCAGCGCCCUGGGAGGACUGUUUCAGACUGUUAUCGGAGACAUGAAGAGCAGCUACCCUAUUUGGGAGGACUUUAUCACCAAGGCCGGCAAACUGCAGUCCCAGCUCAGGGCGACCGUGGUUGCUGUGGCGGCUUUCCUCGAUGCCUUUCAGAAAGUGGCCGACCUGGCUACCAACUCCCGAGGUGGGACCAAAGACAUUGGAUCAUCAUUGACAAGGAUGUGUAUGAGACAUCGCAGCAUAGAGGCUAAACUCAAACAGUUCUCCAUGGCUUUCCUGGAGGGUCUGAUCAAUCCUCUACAAGACCAGAUGGAGGAGUGGAAACGAGGAGUCAACACUUUGGACAAGGACCAUGCUAAAGAGUAUAAAAGAGCCCGGCAGGACAUUAAGAAGAAGUCCUCUGACACACUGAAACUUCAGAAGAAAGCCAAGAAAGCUGAUAAUCUGGGUCGUGGUGAUAUCCAGCCCCAGUUGGACAGUGCCAUGCAGGAUGUCAGUGAUAAAUACAUUCUGCUGGAAGAGACAGAGAAACAGGCCCUGAGGAAGGCUCUUAUAGAGGACAGGCAGAGGUUCUGCUGUUUCGUAGCCAUGCUGCGGCCUGUAGUGGAUGAGGAGAUUUCUAUGUUGGGAGAAGUCACCCAUCUUCAGGCUAUCUCUGAUGACCUCAAAGCUCUGACUUCUGACCCGCACAAGCUUCCCCCUGCUAGUGAACAGGUGAUCAUGGACCUCAAAGGCUCAGACUACGGGUGGUCAUAUCAAACACCGCCCUCAUCCCCCAGCACCACUAUGUCCCGGAAGUCUAGCAUGUGCAGUAGUCUGAACAGCGUUAACAGUAGUGACUCCAGGGGAUCCAGUGGCUCUCACUCUCAUUCUCCUUCCUCCUCUUCUUCCUCCUCUUCCUCACACCGCCUCUUCCACCACCAUCAACCCCGCAAUCGGUACCGUAGCUCCACGCUACCCCAGCAGGCCCCAGCCCGGCUCUCCAGCAUCUCCUCCCAUGACUCGGGCUUCAUUUCCUCAUCACACGACCAAUACACAACGUCCAAAUCAUCCUCGCCCAUGGCAGCUGAAACAAAGCCGUGUCCCAGUUCCAGUUCCUCUGAGGUAUCAGAGACUGGGCAGCUCCACAGUGACUGCAGCCCCCCCUCUCCUCUAGCUGCUGCUAGUGCACCUCAGCACGCUACUGACCAGUUGUCCAAUGGCUUUGACCACUACAGUCCUGCCAAUUCCCCUUAUAUGCAUAGCAACGGGGGCAGUUUGGGCUCAGGGUCAGGCACUGCCUUUCCCUUCUUCCCUCCUUCCUCCCCAUCCUACUCCACCACCACCUCCUCCUCGUGCCCCACUCGUUCAUGGUCACGUCCUGCCUCGGCCUUGCUGCCAGAACAACCUCCCAACUGCACGCUGGGCUCCCCCAUGGUGCCUUCAUCACGAGUUCCCAGCUGGAAGGACUGGGCUAAGCCAGGCCCCUAUGACCAGCCCAUGGUCAACACACUGAGGAGGAAGAAAGGCAAGGAGACCCCAGCUUUAGUGGACAGUAAUGGUAGUGCCAGUAAUGAUAGCAGCCGUUCCUCAGGCCCGGCCUUAAUGUCGGCCUCAGCACAAGCUCUGGCUGCACUACAAACACCGGCAUCAUUGGAGGAGAAGAACAGAACUGUGGCUGCACCUCUCAAGGCUGUUGACAUUGAGGCCCAUGAGGAAUUGGCUCUGGCCUUAUCCAGAGGUCUGGAGCUAGACACCCAGAGGUCCAGUAGGGACUCCAUCCAGUGUUCCAGCGGCUACAGCACGCAGACCAACACACCCUGCUGCUCUGAAGACACAAUACCUUCCCAAGUGUCAGACUAUGACUAUUUCUCAAUGGCCGGGGAUCAGGAGCCUGAGCAGCAGCAUUCUGACUUUGACAAGUCCUCCACCAUCCCCAGAAACAGUGACAUCAGUCAGUCCUACAGACUCAUGUUCCAGAGCAAACGGCCGGCCUCCACAGCCGGCCUGCCCAGCACACACACUCCGUACCAUGGACAGGGGGCCUACCAUGCAGGGCCCUACCCCCCCACACCUGUCCACACUGGGGCUUAUCCUUCAACCCCUACAGGAACAUCUUCAGGUCAGGGAUAUUUUUCUGGAUCCAGCUCCCAUAGUGCCUCUGGCUCGUAUUCUACCGGCCACGGUCCUGUUAUUGUCACCCCUGGGGUUGCCACCAUCCGCCGCACCCCCUCUUCAAAACCCUCCGCCCGCCGGUCAGGCUCAGUCGGGGGCACAGGCCCCAUUCCUAUCCGUACGCCUGUCAUCCCAGUAAAAAUCCCUACAGUACCCAAUAUGUCCGGAGCGGUUAAUGGGAGCAGGAGUGUAGAGGAGGCGGGAGGAGGAAGAGGAGAAGUAAACCUAGAUUCUCCAACAUUUGCAGGAAGGGAGGAUGCUGGCACGCUGCCUGUGAUGUCCUGGAGUGGUCAGGCUACAACCAAUCCUCCCACUGUACCCCUGCCCAACCAGCAGCACCUACACAGUGAGAUAAGGCAGGAAGGAGGAGGUGAGGAGGCGGGAGAAGAGUUAGAAGGUAACAUGCUGGUGGCCAUCCGUAAGGGGGUCAAGCUCAAGAGAACCCUCACCAACGACCGCUCCGCACCACGAAUCCCAUGAUGACACAACACAAGAACCGCGUGAGCUCAGGCUCCUGCCUCAUUGUGGAUGUAAAUGAGGUGAAAGGCUUUUGGAAAAAAAAAAUGUGCAGAAUCAAAAGGCUUCUUUUGCUAGUAUGAGAAAUGUGUUACACCUGUCCGACAUGUAACGUGUCUCAUUCUGUAAAUUUUCCCCUGUGAGAGUCUCUCACUGCAGAAGCCCUCUAUGAUUCAAUAUAGAAAAUACAUAGAUAUGCUAUUGUUCAGAUUCAUGUUUUCUGAAUGUGAUGCCUCAGAAAUAAUGUAAAGCCAAGUUUGUUAAAAUAUUGGUUUGGACCUAAAGUGGAACACAGGCCCACUUUUGGUAAGUCCUUGUUAGUCCUCGUUAGUCAAGUAAUUAUACAAGCACAAGGAUAGGACCUAAACAUUAGGUCCUCUAAUAAAGGACUUUGACCCAAGCACUAAAAUGUUUUUGCAAAUCCGAGCCAACAGUUGUCUGAUGACAGUGUAAAACUGUAUGAGGAUGAUCUUUGUUGAUGAAUGUCUAGAGAAGGACAGAGUAGCAUUACACUACAGUAUGUUCAUUUCGUUAAGAAGACAGUAAAGGCAUAUUUUACCCACAUGCAUCCAGUAUUCCUCCUGAAGCAGAGGGUUGGACAAGGACAAUAUGUCUGCUUCUUCUCAGUGUAAAAAAAACCACUGUGUAUAAUCUGUAUGAACUCUCAUUGGUUUGGGAGCAUUGUACCAUCGUGGGACAGAUAAUCAUUCUAACUGCCUCGUGACCUGGCAGAAGGAGCCAAAUAACCAAUGCAAGCACUUCCCAGCAUCAUAAGAGCGAUAUUCAGAUGACCUAGAAAGUAGAGGCUCCAGUGGUCGGCUUUGGAUUCAACCAUUUGACAUCUUCUGUAUUGCAUUGACUGAAUACUUGGAGGGACGCUCCCUGAUGGCUGUAGGAAGCUGCUGCGUUGUCGUCCACUCACUGUUCGAACAGUUAAUACUUGAGAUAUCCACAUAGCCAACAAGGAACAGAGGUAUGAGCAACACGGAGAGCUCCUCGAGAAGCAAAGGAACUUCCAAGUCAAAGUUGGGAGAGACUACAGUGUGACUAAGGCGUCACAUGGUUUGAUGCCUUGACAUAAAUAGACACUACGAGUUACGUCCUUGUUUUAGUUGUUUGAGUAUUUACAUGAUUUGUAAAUAGUUUUGCAUGUCUCUGUUGCUAAGGAGUGUGUUGGUGCUUCUUACUCUGUGUAUUUCCUUCUGCUCCUCCACAGUGUCACAAUCAAUAAGUUUCAAAUCUUUAAACAGGUUAGUUAUUGGUUCCAUAUAAUUUUCAUCAAACCUUGCUACCUUUGGGCAGGAAUUCAUUUUAUUUUGAGCAUUUAAGAAUCUAGUAUGAAUCUCAUUUAAUCUGCAAUAUCUACAUGCUGAGCUUUGUAGAACUCCUCAGUAGUUUGUGUUUAUAUAUUAGCCCUUAUAUAUUAGCCCCUUGUUUUUUGUAGCAGUUUUUAGCCAUAUUACUACCCACUGCCCAUUGAUUGCUCAUAACAUAACUAAUAAAUGUCAAAGUACAGAUGUGGCAUGUCAAAACUCAACAUUAAAUCAAAUUUGUAUAUAUUAUUACACAUUUUAUAGGACAUUUUUUUUUUUCAGGACAAAUAUUUUGGGAUGUUUUGAAAGUUAUGGGUAGAAAGCUAUAAUUGGUAAUGCCGUACCAGUUUUACUGCUCUGUCUAGUUGCUGUUAUAUCAAACUGUUUGUUGUCUGCUUUGAAACUCAUGCGGCGUGCAUGCUCAUGUCCUUUUGAUUCAUUAGGUUUUUACUUUUGCAUCUGUCAACUCCAAUUCUAGUGUUAUGAUUUUUUUUACAGUAGCAUCUAAGGUGGCAAGUACAUAUGUAUAGAUUUUGUUACACUAAAAACUAGGUGAUCACAUCAAAAUGCAUUGUGCAAUGUGAGAAAUCCAUCACUAUAGGUACAAUAAGAUGUUUGGGAGAUAUGAGGCCUGUCCUCCGACUGCAGCGUUGUAAGACUAUAGGCUGAAACCAGUUAGUAUCCCUGAGUCAUAGCCUGUAUUUUGAUUUGCAUUUCAGUUCAAGCACUGUGAACUCAUUGCUACUACAAGAUGUAUGAAACUGUAAAUGCCAUUUGAGCUUUACAGGUUAGUCCAAGAACUCACAUUAUUUAUUUUCUUCCGCUCAGUCUUUUUUUUUUUUUUCUCAACCUAUUUUUAUACGUAUAUAAAAUAUCAGAGUAAUGAGUUGUUUCCUUUAUCCGUGCAUGUACUAUCUGAUGAGGUAUUGUUCCAUCAAUGAAAAUGUCCAUGCGUCCUACUACGAUUCUUUGAAGUCCCAUAUUUCACACAUGCAUAAUUGCACUUCAUUUUGAAAAUGUCAUGAAUGCCGGCUGGUUUCAAAAUGAACAGUAGCUACAACAAAGAGUGUUCCUCUGACUUCCAGAAGUCAGAAACAUGUUUUAAAAUAGUUUUUGUUUUAUAAUGGUGACGCCUGCAUCAGUAUUAUGGGUUCACAUUUUUGGGACAAAUGUUAUUUGCAUGAUGGAGAGCUGAUUCCAGACCAGUUUGAGUUAAGUCAAGAAUGAAUAUGUUUCUGUUUAACACAUAUUUUGGAGCAACUGAGCUAAGAGCUCACUGAUAACAGCCCUGAUAUGAAGUUUGCUUGAACACACGGUGACAUGCAAAUGUUUAACUGUUCCCUAAAGAUGAUUUAAAUGUGUGUGUACCCCAGUUAUUUACAAUUGAUUUCAUGCACAAUGUUAUUGAACUGUUAAUCUGAUUGGCAUCAAAUAUAAUUAGGUUUAAACAAAUGACACACUGUCUACAAUGUCUGGACUAAUCUGACCUGGGGUUUCCAAAGUCAUUUUAGCAUAGAAAUCCAUUUUUUAUAUAGAUAUUUUAAACGGGUUUCCUUUAUAUUUAGUGUAAUACAAAGGUUCAAUAGGAUAAAUGGCAGCAAAAGAAGGGAUGAUGAGGGAUGUAAAAAAACAAACGUAUCAUCUCGGCGUGAAUUAAAACCAUAGUGUAUACAGGGGGAUGCACCACAAACGUCCUGCGAACAGAUUUCCACAGAGCAAAGAUGACAAUACUUCCUAGAUGUUACUGGAAACCCAGAAUUAAGUUUUUGAGCUUGUUGAUGAUGUUAAUAUUUUUCUUUGUUUUUUUGGCCGUCCACCUGUCUAAAACGUAUAUUAUCGACUUGUAAUUUCCAUAUUUAAAUUGCUAGCAUAAAUAUAUAUUAUAUCAGAGUUGCCAAAUGCCAGUAUAUCCUGUGAUUAAGACGUUUAUAGUUUGUGAGGGUUAGAAAGUACAAUAAUCCCUGUUUCUAGUUUAGUUUUUAGCUUAUUAUUCCCCCCGAGGAGAGUUGAGCUCUCUGUCUCUCCCUGUACAGUUCAACAGGCUAUAAUGCAGUUUGUUUCAGGAAGUAAAAGGUUGUUAUUUUUGUGUAAUGACAGCUUUAGCAAUAUAAUAAAAUAUAA